Messenger RNA from Nelumbo nucifera (sacred lotus), 2235 nucleotides. It is a transcript of the gene PIN6, whose product is annotated as Auxin efflux carrier family protein. Gene Ontology annotation, cellular component: endoplasmic reticulum; plasma membrane. The record is from RefSeq and is a predicted model, not a curated record. NCBI's taxonomy places the organism in Eukaryota, Viridiplantae, Streptophyta, Magnoliopsida, Proteales, Nelumbonaceae. Gene Ontology annotation, biological process: auxin export across the plasma membrane; auxin polar transport. Gene Ontology annotation, molecular function: auxin efflux transmembrane transporter activity.
UUUCAUCCGUUGGUUAGCCCGCAGGCCUUCGGAGUUGAGAGAGAAAGAGAGAGAGAAGGAUGAUAAGUGCAGAUGACUUCUACAAGGUUAUGUGCGCGAUGGUUCCACUCUACUUUGCCAUGUUGGUGGCGUAUGGUUCGGUGAAAUGGUGGAAGAUAUUUACGCCGGAGCAAUGCUCCGGCAUCAAUCGGUUCGUUGCUGUGUUUGCUGUUCCUGUGUUGUCAUUCCACUUCAUAUCUCAGAACAACCCAUACCAGAUGGACACCAAGUUCAUACUGGCUGAUACUGUUUCUAAGAUCUUGGUGCUUGUUUUGCUCUCCCUCUGGGCCAUGAUCUUCCAUGGAGGACUAGAUUGGUUAAUUACUCUCUUCUCUGUUGCAACACUGCCAAACACACUAGUCAUGGGCAUUCCAUUGCUCAAGUCCAUGUAUGGAGACUUCACUCAGAGCCUCAUGGUGCAACUGGUCGUUUUACAAUGUAUAAUCUGGUAUACGCUUCUACUGUUCUUGUUUGAAUAUAGAGCUGCAACCCUACUAAUCCAGGACCAGUUCCCGGGCUCCGCAGCUGCUUCCAUAGAAAAAUUCGAGAUCGACGGUGAUGUAAUUUCCCUCGACGGCCGGGACCCACUACGUACCGAGUCGGAAGUUGACGGCAACGGCCGCAUUCGAGUUCGUAUCCGACGGUCUACGUCGUCCGCCCCGGAUUCAGCAUUAUCAUCCUCCAUUGGAAUUACCCCACGUGCAUCAAACCUAUCAGGAGCCGAAAUCUAUUCAGUAAACACUCCAGCCCCACCUCGCGAGUUCAACCACGGGAACACAGAUAUAGGUUUCUGCAAUGCCGAUUUGGCAUUCGGCUACCGGUCGGCAGCCAGCCCCCGGCUAUCCGGGUAUGCAUCAUCCGACGCCUACUCCCUCCAGCCAACGCCACGCGCAUCAAAUUUUAAUGAAUUGGAUACAACGACGGUGACAACAUCAAAUACACCGACGUGGAUCAGAUCUCCGGCAGGUGGGAGGGUUUUCCGGCAGACGUCACCAGCAUUCUCCGGCGUGAAGAUGGUGUGGGAGUCACCGGGGAAGGGUCAAGCUGGGGGGGACAAACAAGGGUGCAAAGAUGUUGGACUCGGAGAGAAAGAUCUUAGCUUCAGAAAUGACACAAAAAUUACAGAAAAUGAGGAAACAGAAUCGAAGCCCGCAGCGGCCGGGAAUCAGGAAAUGCCGCGCACCCUUGUGAUGUUGAGACUCAUACUUAUCAUGGUUGGUCGAAAACUAUCUCGCAAUCCUAACGCUUACUCCAGCGUAUUAGGCCUCCUCUGGUCUCUAAUUUCAUUCAAGUGGGGUGUUGGCAUGCCUAGUUUGGUGAAACAUUCAAUAAAGAUAAUUUCGGAUGCAGGACUUGGGAUGGCCAUGUUCAGUCUAGGGCUGUUCAUGGCUCUUCAGCCCAGGAUCAUAGCCUGUGGAAUGAAAAUGGCAACACUAGGUAUGGUGAUUCGUUUUAUCACCGGACCUACAGUAAUGUCAGCAGCAUCUCUCGCGGUUGGAUUAAGAGGAGUUCGGUUACAUACCGCCAUUGUACAGGCUGCUCUUCCACAAGGAAUUGUACCAUUCGUCUUUGCUAGGGAAUAUGGACUGCACCCUGACAUACUUAGCACAGGGGUCAUCUUUGGCAUGUUAGUUUCCUUGCCUGUCACCCUCCUCUACUACAUAUUGCUAGGCCUAUGAAAGGGGAAGGUUGCCACUGAAUAAAGCAUGUGGAGCAUCUGUCUUUCCCUGCGACUGCUGCCAACCGCCGAUCGACGAUGAUGUUAAACUACAUGUAUGUGGGGUUUACCAGAUUUGCCACAUGUUCAUGUAAACCAGCUCCGCUUUCGGAGCCUCUUGACUAGAAAAAAAAAAUGUGUUGGAAGCAUGAGCUAAGUCAUGGAGGGAAUGUAUUAGUUUCUUAGAGAAAGUUGGGUUUUCUUUCUUCUCUUUGUCUCUUGCUCAAAAUGCAGAAAAAACCAGGGUUAAUAAGAACUUGAUGAGGAAUCAAUGUGGUAGAGUUUCUAGCUUUGGGAUGAGCAUGUACGUUAGUGGUAGCCGAAAGGAAAUGGAGUAUGAUCAUGACUUAUGAUUAGGAUAGGAGAAUAUUGUUUUCUUUGUGGGGAGUGGUGGAUGGUGGAAGUAAAAUAUAUAUUGUUAAAUUAAAGUAGUUGUUCAUGUUAGUUUGACUCAGGGAAGGGAAAAUUAUUUCACUGCC